AUGGGUGUGGAGCCAAAGGGGGCAGAACGAGACAAGUCCAGUCUGGCCAGCAAGGUGGAGGACCUGCAGCUCCAGCUAGUGAUGUCCAAACAGGCUCUCAGUCAGCAGGCGGACAAAGUGGGAUCUCUCACCCAGCAGCUGGAGGAGGUGCAGAGCAGCCAGCGACCCAACGGCGGAGAAGAAGACAAAGGAAACGGAGACGAAGCACAGUUUGAUUAUGAGGUGGACACCAAGAGCAAGGAGGUGCUGGAGUCCCGCAUGCGCUCCGCCAGCGACGACCUCCUGAAGCUGAGAGACGAACUGUCUCAGGCGGGGACGCGUUACAACACCCUGGAGCACCGAUACAAGCAGGAGAAGGACCGCUGGAGGGCCGAGGCUCAGGACCUGGCCGACAAGAUCCGCCUUUGCAUCAAAUCCAGCAAGCAGGACGAGGACCGCAUCAGUGAGCUGCAGAAGGAGAUCGGAGCCACGCGGAAAGUGGCCAUCGAUUCAGAAGGGCACCUGAGCGUCGCCCAGGAAGAGCUGCUGGCUUUCUCCGAGGAGCUGUCCAACCUCUAUCAUCACAUCUGCGUGUGCAACAACCUGACGCCCAAACGAGUCACGCUGGAUUUUUACCGGGAAGCACGGAGAGCUCACCUCAUCUACCCCCAGCACGGCGCCCAGAAGAAGCCGCGAGCGAACGACAUGUUCAACUCCAAAGCCUCGGUGCUGCAGUUCAUGGGGGAGGUGGACAGCGCGGGAACCAGCACGGACUCUCCCGCAUGUCCUGGAUCCCCUACCCUGGACUUCAGGGACCCUUCAAAUGUCUGCAACUUGGUAGCCGUCAUCCGGUGCCAGAUCAAACACCUCCGGGUGGCGGUGGACCUGUGCCGUCAGAGGGGCGCGAUGCCGUACUCGGGGUUCAGCGACAGCGGAGAGUCGGAGCGAGACGCUGAGAGCCUCAUGGAGGAAGUCCUGAAACUCAAGUCUCUCCUCAGCACCAAGAGAGAACAGAUCGCUACCCUCAGGACCGUGCUGAAGGCCAACAAACAGCUGUUUGAUGAAAUCACCAUCACAGUCGGACUGAAGGAUGUCCUGGUUCCCAUUUUCUACAGGAACUCUCAUUACUCUGUUCGCUGGUUGGUCCCUGUCAGAUCCAUCUGCUAUAACUGA
Notothenia coriiceps (black rockcod) is the source of this 1152-nucleotide messenger RNA. RefSeq names its product protein bicaudal D homolog 2-like. Lineage: Eukaryota; Metazoa; Chordata; Actinopteri; Perciformes; Nototheniidae. The transcript has 4 exons. The record is from RefSeq and is a predicted model, not a curated record. Bases 1 to 1152 code for a protein of 383 amino acids. Gene Ontology annotation, molecular function: cytoskeletal adaptor activity; dynein complex binding; dynactin binding. Gene Ontology annotation, cellular component: cytosol; Golgi apparatus. Gene Ontology annotation, biological process: protein localization to organelle; microtubule anchoring at microtubule organizing center; regulation of microtubule cytoskeleton organization.